Striga asiatica is the source of this 642-nucleotide messenger RNA. The record is from the annotation of a GenBank genome assembly. NCBI's taxonomy places the organism in Eukaryota, Viridiplantae, Streptophyta, Magnoliopsida, Lamiales, Orobanchaceae.
AUGACGGCGCUUAGCCACGUCUUGAGGUCCUCCACAUACUCGUCGACCUUCGACCCGUCGAGCUCGGAAACCCGAGAGACUGACCUCUUGAGGUCGUCGAUCGCAGUGCCGAGGACUUCUUCGCAAACGUCGAAGGCGGCCUUAGUACUGUCGUCCUUAGCGGCCUCCUUAAGGAGAGACGAGUUCUUAACGGCCGAGGCAAUAUCAUCAAUUGUAGCAUUGAAAGCGGCCUCGAUUAGGGUUUUGGGGUCGGUGGACAUUGGCAAGGCUAUUCAUGCACUCAUCCUUGUAGUCGGUCGGGGAGCAAAUGGCCUGAGCCGCCUUGUUAGAAGUGCCGACACCACCGGAACCGGCAUUGCGAUUGGUGACAGAGACUGUCACGGCCACCACCAUGGCCACGAGGAGGAUGGAGGCCAAACCGGCCGCCGCGAAUUUCUUCUUACCCAUUUGUUUUCGUUCCCAAGUGAACCUCAUCUGGGCCAUCGGCAAUUCUCAAUGUUCGUGAAGUGGCCCAAAGGUGGGCCAAUACAGUGUCCCCAGAUACACCGGCUGCACCAUGCACUUGCAUGGCCAUGUCGAGCACUCUUAGUGCCAUGUUUGGAGCAGCAACCUGUUUGGGUUGAUAAAAAUGUUAGUACAUAA